Medioppia subpectinata is the source of this 1002-nucleotide messenger RNA. NCBI's taxonomy places the organism in Eukaryota, Metazoa, Arthropoda, Arachnida, Sarcoptiformes, Oppiidae. The record is from the annotation of a GenBank genome assembly.
AAGACUGAGAAACACGAAUCGCAAACCGAUUACUCGAAAGGAUUCGGCGGUAAAUACGGCGUUCAAACGGAUCGCAAGGAUAAGGAGGCGCACGGAUGGGACGAAGUGACCAAAACUGAGAAACACUCGUCACAGACCGACUCCAGUCGUGGAUUCGGCGGGAAGUUUGGCGUUGAGUCGGACAGAGUUGAUAAGUCGGCCCACAGUUGGGCGCCAGAAAGCGAAGGCCCCAAAGGGGGACAGAGAGGUUCGGCCGCCGGCGCCGACAAACCGGCCGUCUCUAAGGGAAGUGCUAAUAGUUUGAGAGCGAGAUUUGAGAAUAUGGCCCGAAAUGACGAGUCGGAAGUGAAACGCAGGGCCGAAGAGGAGAGGACCAGACGUCUGGAGCGCGAGAAAGAGGAGAAGGAGGCGGCGAAGAAGGCGGAGGAAGACAGGCAACAGAAGUUGAAGCUCGAGAUCGAACAACGAGGCGGUGAUAGCAAUGAUGAGGAGCCGGAAGAGCGACAGGAAAGGGAGGAAAGGGAACAGUCGUACAGAGAGUCGGUGUCGAGUCCGCGCGUUAACAAAAUCGGCAUUUCUGUGUUCCCGAUGGCGUCGCCUAAGACCGCGUCUGAGCCCGAAGUCCGCACUUCAUAUGUGGCCCGAGAAGAGGUUCAAGAGAGCGAUGACUCUAAAUGGGAGGCCAGAGAAGAGUCCAUUCGGCAGUCCAUGACUUUAGCCAAUGAAGUGAUGACUAAAGUGACGAAUCCUGAGCCCAAAGAAGAGGAGGAGAGACAGGAUUUCGGAGAAAAGUCGACUCCGAGUAAUAAUAAUAACGGUUCGCCGACAGGAAUGACGGCUACGGCUCUAUACGACUACGAAGCGGCCGAUUUCGAUGAGAUUAGUUUCGAUCCCGAAGAGCUGAUCACCGAUAUAGAGAUGAUCGACGAGGGCUGGUGGCGCGGCCGGUGUCGCGGCAAAGUCGGCCUCUUUCCCGCCAAUUAUGUCCAAUUGAACCAAUGA